CAAUGGCCAAUAAGCAGCGAAGAAAAAGCCUUGUUGUCUUCCGGGUGAUAUAUUGCAGAGAAACGAAACUCUUCGUGUGAUUUUCACCUUUUAUCGAUCAUUUAAGCAGCAUGUGGGCAUCAACAAAUGAACGUCAGGUCAAAUACUGAGGAGUUUUUAAGUGAGACGUCUCAGACAGAUUGAACUUCAGCAUCAUGUCUGUUUCAGUCAAACAGAGAGAUACUUGCUUCCCACCAGAUUGGGAGGAUGAUGACCGGAUGGCUUUUUUAUUUUCGGCCUUUAAAGAGAACCGAGAUGUUGACUGUACAGACUGGGAUGGAAAGAUAAACUUCUGGAGUCCAUUGAUCAUUGAUCACUGCAGGCGACAUGGAUCAGUGUGUGUCAAUCUGCAGGAGUUAAAUGAGAGUUUCAGAAGAAAUGGAUGUGUACCUCUUGGUUUGAGUACUGUCAUUCAGAGCAUGAUCAGGAGUGGAAAGGUACAGAAAGAAUCGGAUUUUGCUGCAAACGUAGAUUCUGGCUGGUUAUCGUGGGGUGUUGGACUGUUGUUGGUGCGGCCUUUGAAAUGGACUCUAUCUACUUUGCUGGGCAGUGGGAGAGUUCCUCCGGAUGAGUCAUUUGUUGUGAUUGAACUGGUUAAGGAAAAGGCUGCAGCGCUGUUAGCGGCGUAUCGGAGUUCUCCGGUAGCAGAGCGAUCUUUGCUGUCCUUUCAGGACCUGCGGGCUUUGUCUUCUCACAUCUGUCCUGACGAAAGCACACUGUGCAUGGCGCUGCUACAGCUACAGAGAGAAAAGCAAGUCACUGUCUCACUCCAUGAAGGCGAGAAGCUGGUAAAAUUCAGCCAAGCAGGGCAUGGCCGCGUGUCUCCUGUCAGUGAGGUGGACCUGGGCAUCUAUCAGCUCCAACGCAGUGAGAAACUUUUGGAAGAAAGAGUGGAGGCGUUGGGACAUGAAGUGGAAAAGUGCAAACAGCAGGCAAAGACUUUGCUUAAAGAGGGCAAGAAAUCACAGGCCCUGAGGUGUUUACGUGGGGGUAAGCGUGUGGAGAAGAAAGCAGAUCGUCUGUUUGCUCAGCUUGAGACAGUGAAGGGGAUCCUGGACAGAAUAGCAAACUCCCAAACUGACCGCCUGGUGAUGCAGGCAUACCAGACAGGUGUGGCGGCUUUGAGGAUUUCACUGAAGGGUGUGACUGUGGAGCGAGCAGAGAACCUUGUUGAUCAGAUACAGGAGUUGUGUGAUGCUCAGGAUGAAGUGAACCAGACUCUUGCCAGUGGGACGUUGGAUUCUGGUGGUGAUUCAGAUGAGUUGGAGGAGGAGCUGAAGUCAUUAUUGGAGACAACCAUCUCAGAAAGCAAUGAAGUACUGCCAGAAGUCCCUACACACCCUGUGUUUCCUGCUAGAAAGACAGGAGGUGAUGAUUUCAUCCCAUCUCUGCCCACUGUGCCUAGCGCUGGCCUGGGUAUCACAGAUGAGGAGUUGGACAGAGAACUGAGUCGGCUUGCAGUCUCUGACACAGAUGUGUCAUCUAACAGGAGACUUGAGCCGGCACAGUAAUAAAGUAUCAGCACAAAGUAACCUCUAAAAUGGGUUAAUCUUUAUCCAUUAAAAAAGCCAUCAAUUACCUGACAGUACAAUACAUGUGUGUCCUUGCAUUAUAAAAAGCUCUUAUUCAUGUUUGUACUAGCAUGUUUAGUUUUAUUUUUAAAGAAUAUUUUAAAAUUGGCCUUUGAGUUUGUAAAGUCUGUACAAUGCAUUAUCUAAUAAAAACUUAUGAUGCCAAAUAAAUAUAUAAAUACUUUAAA
Molecule: messenger RNA, 1798 nt
Organism: Misgurnus anguillicaudatus (oriental weatherfish)
Lineage: Eukaryota; Metazoa; Chordata; Actinopteri; Cypriniformes; Cobitidae
Gene: chmp7
Product: charged multivesicular body protein 7
Biological process (GO): vesicle budding from membrane; late endosome to vacuole transport via multivesicular body sorting pathway
Cellular component (GO): ESCRT III complex; cytoplasmic side of plasma membrane; multivesicular body
Source: RefSeq, a predicted model, not a curated record